AUCGUCGAAUAGCAAUUAUAGAUUAAGAUGUCGUAUAGCGAUAAUAAUCAUAAUUAUUAUGAUCCCAACCAGCAGGGCGCUCCUGCUGGUGACGGAUACUACCAACAACAGCCCUACGAUGAAGGUCAGCAACAGCAGGAUUUCUAUGAUCCAAACUCUCAGUACCAUCAGCAGCCAUAUGACAUGGAAGGCUACCAGGAUCCUAACGGAGCUCCAUAUGGCGGCCAGCCAAUGCAUCCUCAGGGAGGCUACAAUGCUGAUCCAGAAGCCUUUUCUGAUUUCAGCUAUGGUGGUCAAACCCCAGGCACUCCUGGCUACGACCAAUAUGGAACUCAAUAUACGCCUUCUCAGAUGAGCUAUGGCGGUGACCCAAGAUCGUCUGGUGCCUCCACACCUAUAUACGGCGGCCAGGGUCAAGGCUAUGAUCCAACACAGUUUCAGAUGUCGUCGAACUUGCCUUAUCCUGCCUGGUCAGCUGACCCACAGGCUCCAAUCAAGGUUGAGCACAUUGAAGAUAUCUUCAUUGACUUGACCAACAAGUUUGGGUUCCAGAGAGAUUCUAUGAGAAACAUGUUUGACUAUUUCAUGACGCUCUUGGACUCGAGAUCUUCGCGUAUGUCGCCAGCACAGGCUCUUUUGAGUUUGCAUGCCGAUUAUAUCGGUGGGGAAAACGCCAACUACAGAAAGUGGUUCUUCGCCUCGCAACAGGACUUGGACGAUUCGCUUGGUUUUGCCAACAUGAAUUUGGGUAAAAUCGGCAAAAAGGCCAGAAAGGCUUCUAAAAAGUCCAAGAAGGCCAGAAAGGCUGCUGAAGAACACGGUGAAGAUAUCGACGCCUUGGCCAACGAGUUGGAAGGCGACUAUUCUUUAGAAGCUGCUGAGAUCAGAUGGAAGGCCAAGAUGAACUCAUUGAGUCCAGAAGAAAGAGUCCGUGACAUUUCGCUUUAUUUGUUAUUGUGGGGUGAAGCUAACCAGGUUCGUUUUACUCCAGAAACCUUGUGUUACAUCUACAAGACAGCUAAGGACUACUUGUUGUCACCAGCCUGCCAACAGAGACAGGAACCAGUACCAGAGGGUGACUACUUGAACCGUGUCAUUACUCCUUUGUACCGUUUCCUCAGAUCGCAAGUUUAUGAAAUCUACGAAGGUAGAUUCGUAAAGCGUGAAAAGGACCACAACAAAAUUAUUGGCUACGAUGACGUCAACCAGUUGUUCUGGUACCCUGAAGGUAUUUCCAGAAUCAUGUUUGAAGAUGGUACGAGAUUGGUAGAUAUUCCUCAGGAAGAACGUUACUUGAAGUUGGGCGAAGUCGAAUGGAGCAAUGUCUUCUUCAAGACCUAUAAAGAAAUCAGAACCUGGUUGCAUUUCGUCACUAACUUCAACAGAAUCUGGAUUAUACACGGAACCGUCUACUGGAUGUACACUGCCUACAACUCGCCUACAUUAUACACUCAACACUACAUUCAAACCAAAGACCCACAACCAACAGCUUCUUCCAGAUGGGCUGCUGCUGCUAUUGGAGGUGUUAUUGCUUCGGCUAUCCAGAUUCUUGCUACCAUCUUCGAAUGGAUGUUUGUCCCUAGGGAAUGGGCCGGUGCUCAACAUUUGACUCGUCGUUUGUUGUUUUUGCUUUUGAUCUUCUUUCUCAACUUGGCUCCUGUUGUGUUCACCUUCUACUGGGCUGGUUUAUCUGCAAUUUCAAAGACUGCUCAUGUUUUGUCGAUUGUGGGCUUUUUCAUUGCCAUUGCUACCUUGGUAUUUUUCGCUGUUAUGCCAUUAGGAGGAUUGUUCACCUCCUACAUGAACAAAAGAUCCAGAAGAUAUUUGUCUUCGCAAGCUUUCACUGCCAACUUCAUUAAAUUGAGAGGCUUGGACAUGUGGAUGUCUUACUUGUUAUGGGUAUUGGUAUUCCUUGCAAAGUUGCUUGAAUCGUAUUUCUUCUUGACCUUGUCGUUGAGAGACCCUAUCAGAAUCUUAUCUACCAUGACCAUGAGAUGUACUGGUGAAGUCUGGUUCAAGGACAAGUUGUGCAAACACCAGGCUAAGAUUGUCUUGGGCUUGAUGUAUCUCGUAGACUUAUUAUUAUUCUUCUUGGAUACCUACAUGUGGUACAUCAUCUGUAACUGUGUUUUUUCCAUUGGUCGUUCCUUCUACUUGGGUAUUUCCAUCUUGACUCCUUGGAGAAAUAUCUUCACCAGAUUGCCCAAGAGAAUCUACUCGAAGAUCUUGGCCACUACAGAGAUGGAAAUUAAGUACAAGCCUAAGGUGUUGAUCUCGCAGAUUUGGAAUGCUAUUGUUAUUUCCAUGUACAGAGAGCACUUGUUAGCUAUAGAUCAUGUCCAGAAGUUAUUGUACCACCAGGUUCCUUCUGAAAUUGAAGGCAAGAGAACCUUGAGAGCUCCUACUUUCUUUGUCAGUCAGGAUGACAACAACUUUGAGACAGAAUUCUUUCCUCGUAACUCUGAAGCCGAAAGAAGAAUUUCGUUCUUUGCCCAGUCGUUGGCUACUCCUAUCCCUGAACCUUUGCCAGUCGACAACAUGCCAAGUUUUACAGUUUUCACACCUCACUAUUCGGAAAAGAUCUUGUUGUCUUUAAGAGAAAUCAUCAGAGAAGACGACCAGUACUCGAGAGUUACCUUAUUGGAAUACUUGAAACAGUUACAUCCUGUCGAAUGGGAGUGUUUUGUCAAUGAUACAAAGAUAUUGGCGGAAGAAACAGCUGCUUAUGAAAAUGGGGAUGACGCUGAGAAGUUGUCUGAAAAUGGUUUGAAGUCCAAGAUUGACGACUUGCCAUUUUAUUGUAUUGGUUUCAAGUCUGCUGCUCCGGAAUAUACCUUGAGAACUAGAAUCUGGGCCUCAUUGAGAUCGCAAACAUUGUACAGAACUGUUUCUGGUUUCAUGAACUACGCCAGAGCAAUCAAGUUAUUGUACAGAGUGGAAAAUCCAGAGUUAGUACAAUACUUUGGAGGAGAUCCAGAAGGUUUAGAGUUAGCUUUGGAAAAGAUGGCCAGAAGAAAGUUUAGAUUCUUGGUUUCGAUGCAAAGAUUGUCCAAGUUCAAGGACGAUGAAAUGGAAAAUGCUGAAUUUUUGUUGCGUGCUUAUCCCGACUUGCAAAUCGCCUACUUGGACGAGGAGCCUCCUUUGAACGAAGAAGAAGAACCAAGAGUGUACUCCGCUUUGAUGGACGGCCACUGUGAGAUGUUGGAAAACGGCAGAAGACGCCCUAAGUUUAGAGUGCAAUUGUCUGGUAAUCCUAUCUUGGGUGACGGUAAAUCUGAUAACCAGAAUCACGCAAUCAUCUUCCACAGAGGUGAGUACAUUCAGUUGAUCGAUGCUAACCAGGACAACUACUUGGAAGAGUGUUUGAAGAUCAGAUCUGUUUUGGCCGAGUUCGAAGAAUUGAAUGUAGAGUACGUAAACCCAUACGCUCCCAACUUGAAGUCCGACGAAUCCAAGAAGAAGGACCCCGUAGCCAUAUUGGGUGCUAGAGAGUACAUUUUCUCCGAGAACUCAGGUGUGUUAGGUGAUGUUGCUGCUGGUAAGGAACAGACUUUCGGUACUUUGUUCGCCAGAACCUUGGCUCAGAUUGGUGGUAAAUUGCAUUAUGGUCAUCCUGAUUUCUUGAAUGCUACCUUCAUGUUUACCAGAGGUGGUGUUUCGAAGGCCCAAAAGGGUUUGCAUUUGAACGAAGAUAUCUACGCUGGUAUGACUGCCAUGUUGAGAGGUGGUAAGAUCAAGCACUGUGAGUACUACCAGUGUGGUAAAGGUAGAGAUAUGGGUUUCGGAUCCAUCUUGAAUUUCACCACCAAGAUUGGUGCUGGUAUGGGUGAACAGAUGUUGUCGAGAGAAUAUUACUAUUUAUCUACUCAGUUGCCAUUGGACCGGUUCUUGUCAUUUUACUAUGGACAUCCAGGUUUCCACAUUAACAAUCUUUUCAUUCAGUUGUCUUUGCAAGUUUUCAUUUUGGUAUUGGCCAACUUGAGUUCUUUGGCCCACGAAUCGAUCAUAUGUUACUACAACAGAGACUCUCCUAUCACCGACAUCAUGUUCCCAUUCGGCUGUUACAACUUGUCUCCAGCUGUUGACUGGACCAGACGUUAUACAUUGUCAAUUUUCAUUGUCUUUUUCAUUUCCUUCAUUCCUUUGGUUGUGCAAGAAUUGAUCGAAAGAGGUGUCUGGAAGGCAUUCCAAAGAUUCGUUCGCCACUUUAUCUCAUUGUCACCAAUGUUCGAAGUCUUCGUUGCCCAAAUCUACUCUUCCUCGGUUUUCACUGAUUUGACUGUAGGUGGUGCUAGGUAUAUUUCUACAGGUAGAGGGUUUGCAACUUCCAGAAUUCCAUUCUCGAUUUUGUACUCUCGUUUCGCUGACUCUUCCAUCUAUAUGGGUGCCAGAUUGAUGUUGAUCUUGUUGUUUGGCUCUGUUGCACACUGGCAGGUUCCAUUGUUAUGGUUCUGGGCCUCAUUGUCUUCUUUGAUGUUCUCGCCAUUUGUAUUCAACCCCCAUCAAUUCGCCUGGGAAGACUUCUUCAUUGACUACCGUGACUUCAUUAGAUGGUUGUCGAGAGGUAACACCAAGUGGCACAGAAACUCGUGGAUUGGAUAUGUCAGACUUUCAAGAUCGCGUGUUACCGGUUUCAAGCGUAAAUUAACUGGUGACGUGUCUGAAAAGGAUGCUGGUGACGCUUCGAGGGCUCACAGAUCCAAUAUCUUGUUUGCUGACUUCAUCCCAACUCUUAUCUAUACCGCUGGUCUUUUCGUCGCCUACACCUUUAUUAAUGCUCAAACUGGUGUUACUAAAUACUCAUUUGACGUUGACGGUUCAAAAGACGUCCUGCCUGUCAACUCUACCCUUAGAGUUGUCAUCUGUGCUUUGGCUCCAGUGGUUAUUGACAUGGGUAUCUUGGCCGUCUGCGUUGGAUUGGCUUGUUGUGCUGGUCCUUUAUUGGGAAUGUGCUGCAAGAAGACAGGUGCUGUCAUUGCUGGGGUUGCACACGGUGGUGCUGUCAUUGUUCACAUUGUCUUCUUCAUCGUGAUGUGGGUAUUGGAAGGUUUUGUAUUUGCCAGAAUGUUAUUGGGUUUUGCUACUAUGAUCUAUAUUCAGAGACUAUUGUUCAAAUUCUUGACCUUGUGCUUCUUGACCAGAGAAUUUAAACACGACAAAGCCAACACCGCUUUCUGGACUGGUAAGUGGUACGGUACUGGUAUGGGCUGGAUGGCAUUCACUCAACCAGCUCGUGAAUUCUGUGCUAAGAUCAUUGAAAUGUCUGAGUUUGCGGGCGACUUCGUCUUGGCUCAUAUCAUAUUGUUCUGCCAAUUGCCUAUUUUGUUCAUUCCAUUAGUUGAUAGAUGGCACUCUACGAUGUUAUUCUGGUUGAAGCCUUCCAGGUUGAUUAGACCUCCAAUCUACUCUUUGAAGCAAGCAAGAUUGAGAAAGAGAAUGGUCAGAAAAUACUGUUCUUUGUACUUUUUGAUUUUGGUUAUCUUCGUUGUUAUUAUUGCAGCUCCAGCUGUUGCAGGCCUGAAGCUUCCUAAAUCGCUCGGUACUAAUAUAGAUAUUUCAUUUGCCAAGGGUUUGUUCCAACCAAGAAAGGUUGACAACAAUGACACAGGUCCAAACAGACCAAAACAUUACACUUGGCCAGCAUAUUUGUCCAACAAGAGUCAGGCAACUCACAAUUACACCACUAAGGCCUUUUAGAUCAUCCCACAAAUUGGAAAAGUCAAUCAUUUUGGUGAUGUUAAUUGACCGAUUACUGCUACAUUAUUUUCACCAAUUACUUGAGUGUGUAUUUAUACAACUUUUAUAUACUUUUGUUUACAUUUGAAUUCAGGUUUAUUUUACGAU
Scheffersomyces stipitis CBS 6054 is the source of this 5844-nucleotide messenger RNA. RefSeq names its product 1,3-beta-glucan synthase (gene GSC1). Gene Ontology annotation, cellular component: 1,3-beta-D-glucan synthase complex; plasma membrane. The transcript has 2 exons. Gene Ontology annotation, molecular function: 1,3-beta-D-glucan synthase activity. Bases 28 to 5697 code for a protein of 1889 amino acids. Gene Ontology annotation, biological process: (1->3)-beta-D-glucan biosynthetic process; fungal-type cell wall polysaccharide biosynthetic process. Lineage: Eukaryota; Fungi; Ascomycota; Pichiomycetes; Serinales; Debaryomycetaceae. The record is from RefSeq and is a predicted model, not a curated record.